Molecule: messenger RNA, 3358 nt
Organism: Ficedula albicollis (Collared flycatcher)
Lineage: Eukaryota; Metazoa; Chordata; Aves; Passeriformes; Muscicapidae
Gene: DLGAP4
Product: discs large homolog associated protein 4
Exons: 14
Biological process (GO): signaling
Cellular component (GO): glutamatergic synapse; postsynaptic specialization
Molecular function (GO): molecular adaptor activity
Source: RefSeq, a predicted model, not a curated record
CCCGGUCACCGAGCUGCCCCCGGCUCUGCCACCAGCGUCCCCCAGCCCGCGGAUGAGGGAGCGUCCUGCAGCAGCUGUGCCACCUGGGAGAGACACCUGUGCCACCUGGGAGAGCCACCUGUGCCACCUGGGAGAGCCACGGCCAGACUGUGAGUGCUGGGGCAGGAGCUUGCUGGGAACACGCUGUGGCUCCGGGCGUUCCUUGGGUCUUCAUGAGGGCCAGCCCUGGAGCCCAGAGGGACACACGGUGCACGGGAUGCUGAGUCUGGCCUAGUCCCCGAGCCCAGCACGCUGUGACAGCUGCAGGGAGGUCGGCGAGGGCUCUGCCACACCAUCCCUGAGCCAUGCUCUAGGAAGCACUGGGACCAUGAAAGGCUUAGGAGACAACAGAAGCCGCCAUCUCUCCGAAAACCUGGACUCCCCUCAAGACUCUCUUUAUGCCCCCCAGGACAGGAACCCUUAUCUCCUCAGCCCUACCGACUCCUUCACCAUGGAUCCCCGAUUCCCGGCCCAGAGCGCCGUCCACGGCGACUGUCUCCUUCCGCUCAACAACCAGAUCUCCAACAGCAGCACUUUCCCCCGCAUCCAUUACAACUCCCACUUCGAGGUCCCGGACGACAACCCUUUCCCCAGCCACGCCCAAGCCACCAAGAUCAACCGCCUGCCUGCCAACCUCCUGGACCAGUUUGAGAAGCAGCUGCCCAUCCACAGGGACGGCUUCAGCACGCUCCAGUUCCAGCGCAGCGACGCGAAGCACCGCAGCGAGAGCCCGGGGCGCAUCCGGCACCUCGUGCACUCCGUGCAGAAGCUCUUCGCCAAGUCCCAGUCUCUGGAGGGCCCCACCAAGGGCAACGUGAACGGGAAGAAGGGGGCGGAUGACGCCAAGCAGAACCGGAGGAGCAAGAGCAAGGACCGGGCGAAGACCUCGGAGCCCAAGCGCAGGACCAGGUCCAACAUCUCGGGCUGGUGGAGCUCCGAUGACAACCUGGACAGCGACACCUGCAGCUACCGCAACCCCAUGGGGCUGAUGACGCUGGGCCGGCAGCCCGACCACAGCCAGCCAAAGUACUUCAUGCACGCCUACAACACCAUCAGCGAGCACAUGCUGAAAUCCUCCAAGAGCAAUAACGACCUCAAGGUCACCCCUUGCACCAAUAUCCCCAUCAACAACGACUCCAACUACAUCAAGCGGGGCUCCUGGUCCACGCUGACGCUCAGCCAUGCCCGGGAGGUGUGCCAGAAGGCCUCCGCCACCAUCGACAAAGCCUUGCUCAAAUCCAAGUCCUGCCACCAGGACUUGGCCUACCACUACCUGCAGCCUGACGCAGGGCUGAGGGCACAGCUGGGUGGCACGGGCCUGGCCAGCAGCUGGGCAGCCCCACCGCUCGGCUGGGAGGACACGGGGCACUGGGACCAGCCCCUCAGCCCCGGGCCGACCGACGCAGGCAGCGCCCAGGUGCCUCACGGGGAGUGGAACAGCACGCUGUCCCGGGACAAGGACAGCGAGAUCCCGUGCCGGCGCAUGCGGAGCGGGAGCUACAUCAAAGCCAUGGGGGAUGAUGACAGCGAAGACUCAGAAACCAGCCCCAAGCCAUCCCCGAAAACUGCAGCUCGGAGGCAGAGUUACCUCAAGGCCACCCAACAGUCCCUGAGUGAGCAGAGCACCACACAAAGGAGCCUGGACCGCCUGGACUCUGUCGAGAUCCUCCUACCUCCGAAGUUCCCCACCUGGGAGGAAGAAUACAACCAGAUCUCUGACAGUGUCAACGAGUCCAGCUGCAUCAACCAGAUGUUUGGACCCCCCUCACUUAUCCCUCAGAUAUUUACCCAUGGAGAGCAGCCCCGCGAGGCCGAGUCGGCGGCCGCGGAGGUGCUGGACCUGCCUCUGCCCAGCUACUUCCGAUCCCGGAGCCACAGCUACCUCCGCGCCAUCCAGGCGGGCUGCUCCCAGGAGGACGACACGGGCUCCGUCCGCUCCAUCUCCCCGCCGCCCGCGGGCAGCCUCAGCGGCAGCAGGACCCUGCCCACCAACAGCAGUUCAUCAUGCCUAGUGGCAUAUAAAAAGACUCCACCUCCCGUCCCACCUCGGACCACGUCCAAGCCGUUCAUCUCUGUCACUGUGCAGAGCAGCACUGAGUCGGCGCAGGACACCUACCUGGACAGCCAGGACCACAAGAGUGAGGUCACCAGCCAGUCAGGGCUCAGCAAUUCCUCAGACAGCUUGGACAGCACCAGGACACCCAGCGUGACCAGGGGCAGCGUCGUGACUCCGGCCAGAGACACUCCAGAGUUACCUCAGAAAAAUGCAACUUUGAAAAGUGACAAAGGGACUCUAACUAACGAAGAGCCUAAAGCGGAGAAUAUCCCCAAAAGAAAGCUAUCAUCAAUAGGAAUACAAGUUGACUGCCUUCAGCCAGUGGCAAAAGAGGAGCCUCCUCCACCAGCCACCAAAUUCCAGUCCAUCGGGGUGCAGGUAGAGGACGAGUGGCGAAACAGCCACUCUCGCAGCAUGUCCUCCAAACAGGACACAGACUCUGACACACAGGAGCCCAAUAACUCCAGCUGUAAAUCAUCUGAGAGAAGCCUCGCUGAGUGCCCCCAGCACAACAACUCUGUUGGUGUUGAUGCCUCCACCAGGCAACCAGCCAAGCCCUCACAGAUUAAGAGAAACCUCUCCUAUGGAGAAAACAACGACCCGGCCCUGGAGCCUUCCUCUCUCCCUCCUCCUGACCCCUGGCUUGAGAGCUCCUCCACGUCGCCGUCGGAGCCGGCGCCGCCGGGGCCCUGCCGCCGCGACGGCUUCUGGUUCCUGAAGCUGCUGCAGGCAGAGACCGAGCGCCUGGAGGGCUGGUGCCGCCAGAUGGACCAGGAGACCAAAGAGAACAAUCUCUCUGAGGAAGUCUUAGGAAAAGUCCUGAGUGCAGUGGGCAGUGCACAGUUACUAAUGUCACAGAAGUUCCAGCAAUUCCACGGCCUCUGUGAACAAAACUUGAACCCUAAUGCCAAUCCCAGGCCCACAGCCCAGGACUUGGCUGGAUUUUGGGAUCUCCUCCAGCUGUCCAUUGAAGACAUCAGCAUGAAGUUUGACGAGCUGUACCACCUCAAAGCAAAUAGCUGGCAAUUGGCAGAGACACCGGAGAGAAAGGAAGAGAAGAAACCACCCCCUCCAGUGCCAAAGAAGCCAGCCAAGUCCAAAUCGCAGCUGAGCCGGGAGAAAGGCUCCGACUCGGACAAGCAGCGGCAGGAGGCGCGGAAGCGGCUGAUGGCGGCCAAGCGCGCGGCGUCCGUGCGGCAGAACUCGGCCACCGAGAGCGCCGACAGCAUCGAGAUCUACGUCCCCGAGGCCCAGACCCGCCUC